GGCUCUCCAACCUCUCCCAGCCCUCCAGCUCUCCAAGCAAUGACCUCAUUGCAAGACAGUCUGAGCUGGUGGCUCCCUCCCUAGUGGACCGGUGCGGGGAGCGGGAGCAAUGACGCAAUCGGAGCUGGGUCGGUCCUGGCCACUUUGGAUUGGCCACGCAGGCUCGUGGGGAACCCCUCCCACUAUCCCUGGAAUAAGAGCCAAGAGCUCCGCUGGGAAGACACCCACAGCAGGCGUUGUGUCCAUCCAGGGGGACCGGCUGCUGGCACUCUCCUGCAACUCUAUUCGCCAGAGAGGCAUCAUGGGCUUCGGGAAGUCCUCCCCCUUCUUGGCUCUCAGCAUCUUGGUCCUGUGCCAGGCUGGCGGCCUCCAGGCAACACCGCUCAGGUGGGCCUUGGAGAGCCUCCCAGACCCAGAACUUGCUGCUCUCAAUGAGAAGGAUGGGCGCCUCCUACUGGCUUCACUGGUGAAGGCCUAUGCACAGAGGAACACCAAUGAGCUGGACCAGCCUGAGGAGCAGGGCCUGGAGGGAGAGGACUCCAGUGUCACUCCCAAGAAGAGAAGCUGCAACACUUCCACUUGUGUGAUCCAUCGGCUGGAAGACAUUCUGAGCAAACAUGGGGGGAUGCUUAAGGAAGACUUUGUGCCCACUAAUGUGGGCCCUGAUUCCUAUGGCCGUCGCCGUAGGGGACUUCAGGCCUGAGCUGCUAAAGGACUCCAGGAAGAAGGUUACAAUGAAUCUGAACUCACCACUUCUAUUAAUUUCUGUUGACAACAACUUGGUGAGAAGACCCCAGGGAUAAUAUACAUGUUUGCAUCCAAAUAGAUUUAAAAAAAAGCACCUUUGCACUAAAAAUAAUAAAAAAUAAAAAAAAAUAAAUUAAAUGAAAAAUAUACUACAAAUUCCAUAUUUGUUGUGCAUCAUUUUUAUAUUUGAUUCUAUGUGCAAUAAACGUGAUGACGUCUCUCAUCAGCUUACCUGGUAGCAAACUGGUUCUUUGAGAGCUAUCCUGUUGUUCAUGGCGGCUUUGCCAAACCAAAGGAGACAUGAAAUCACUGCCUUUUGUGAUCUCUGGGGUGAUGCUAUGCUUUGUUUUAAUGGUGAUGCUAUGCUUUGUUGUCUAAGAGCUUGAUUGUAUAAUUUAUUUAAGAAAAUGUCAAUAUUGUGUCAUUUGUGAACUUCAUCAAGAUUAAAAGCAUAUUUUGGAUA
This is a messenger RNA of Pipistrellus kuhlii (Kuhl's pipistrelle), 1210 nucleotides long. It is a transcript of the gene CALCB, whose product is annotated as calcitonin related polypeptide beta. Bases 110 to 703 code for a protein of 197 amino acids. Gene Ontology annotation, molecular function: hormone activity; calcitonin receptor binding. Gene Ontology annotation, cellular component: extracellular region. NCBI's taxonomy places the organism in Eukaryota, Metazoa, Chordata, Mammalia, Chiroptera, Vespertilionidae. The transcript is spliced from 5 exons. The record is from RefSeq and is a predicted model, not a curated record.